This is a messenger RNA of Aspergillus steynii IBT 23096, 2883 nucleotides long. Its product is annotated as snoRNA-binding rRNA-processing protein NOP14. The coding region runs from base 33 to 2765 and encodes 910 amino acids. The transcript is spliced from 2 exons. Gene Ontology annotation, biological process: maturation of SSU-rRNA. The record is from RefSeq and is a predicted model, not a curated record. Gene Ontology annotation, cellular component: small-subunit processome; Noc4p-Nop14p complex; nucleolus. Lineage: Eukaryota; Fungi; Ascomycota; Eurotiomycetes; Eurotiales; Aspergillaceae.
AAACGUUUUCGCCUCAACUUCCCCACGCAGCCAUGCCGCCGUCACAGUUGAAGCAGCUGAAGGCUUCCCUCCGGGACACCGGAGUGCUUGGGCCGCAGCAGUCGAAGAAGAAGAAGCGCCAGGAUGCGAAAUCCGGCGUCGGCGCGCAGAACCGCGUGCAGCGCAAUGCCGCUUUGCAGGCCGUUCGGGACCGGUUCAACCCUUUCGAAAUCAAGACGACGAAUACCCGGUCCAAAUUCGAUGUCACUACCCGCGAUAGCGGCUCCAAGGCUGCUGGUGGACAGGCGAGACCCGGUGUGACCAAGUCGCUCGGCGAAGAAAAGAGACGCCAAACCCUGCUCCGAGACAUGGAGCGGCGAAAGAAGGUCGGUGGUCUUUUGGAUCGUCGAUUCGGUGAAAACGACCCGACUAUGACCCCCGAAGAGAGGGCCGCCGAACGAUUCGCCAAGGAAAGUCAACGGAAGCUGCGCAAGGAGUCGAUGUUCAAUCUCGAAGAAGAUGACGAAGAAUUCCAACUCACGCAUAAAGGCGAGUCUCUGUCAUUCGGGGAAGGCGCGCCCCUGGAUGACUUUCAGGAGGGUGAUCUGGGCGAGCAGGAGGACGACAUGUCGGAUUCCGAAAUCCCCCGGAAGAGGAAACGCUUCCUCAAUGAAGACGGCGAGAUGGAAGAGAUCGUGGAUGGCCAGGAGGGAGAAGAUCAGCCCGAACGGAAGAAGUCGAAGCAUGAAGUCAUGAAGGAGGUGAUUGCCAAGUCAAAAUUCCAUAAACUCGAGCGACAACAAGCCAAGGAGGACGACGAUGACCUUCGUGAAGAACUCGACAAGGGCCUUCCGGAUCUUUUCGACAUGCUGAGGGGAAUCAAGCCUCCGCCGAAACCUGAGCCACCCAAGGAUGACCUAGCAUCAAUGAAUCCAGACCGCGCCGCCCUGUUGAACACAUCCGGCGACAAGGAUACCGAAAAAGAGUAUGAUCAACGCCUGAAGCAAUUGACCUUCGACAAGCGCUCUAUGCCAACAGACCGCACCAAAACCGCAGAAGAAAAGGCCGAGGAGGAAGCACAGCGACUGAAGGCCCUUGAGGAGGAGCGUGUUCGACGAAUGCGUGGCGAAGAUUUGAGCGAUGAGGACGAGGACGAGGAAGAGGAGGAAGAGGGGGAAAGUAGCGAUGGUGGGAAUGAAAUGUUUGAAGAGGAAUCUCUCCCGGACGAUGCGAGGGCCUUCGGGUUGCAGCAGACUGCAGACGAAGAGGAUUCUCGCCCGGACCUCGGAGUCGAGGAUGAGGACGAUUUCAUCAUCGAUGAUGAUCUUGUGGAAACAAGGUCUGAUGUCAGUCUAUCAGUUGGUGACAGUGACGAGGAGGGUCUUUCUGCGGACGAAUCCGAAGAGGAAGAUGAUGAACUCGUGGAUGGGGUCACUCUCCCCGAAGAAGCUGGCGCCGAUCCAGCCGAAGAAGCAGCCAUGCAGAAAGGACUGGCGUACACCUAUCCUUGCCCAGGAGACCAUGCCGAGUUUCUUCAGAUCAUCAAAGAUGUCCCGGUAGAGGAUAUUCCCACAGUCAUCCAGAGAAUCCGAGCCCUGCAUCACUCCCGUCUCCAGAGUGGUAACAAGACAAAGCUUGGGCAUUUCGCGGCCAUUCUAGUGGAACAUGUUGCGUACAUGGCCGAACAACCAGAGCAUCCUCCCUUCGCCAUCCUCGAGAACAUUCUCCGGCACGUCCAUUCGUUGGCAAAGACACAUUCCGAGAGUGUCUCUUUGGCAUUCAGGGCGCGACUCCGCGAGAUCGCAACUGAUCGCCCGCUCAACCUUCGUCCCAGCGACCUGGUCGUUCUGACUGGCGUUGGCACCAUUUUCCCUACCUCGGAUCAUUUCCACGCCGUCACAACCCCGGCGCAUCUUUGUCUUGCUCGGUAUUUGGGACAAGGGGCCGUCAACACCCUCAGUGAUUUCGCUACGGGGACGUAUGCUGCCAGUCUUGUGCUUCAGUACCAGACCCGAUCGAAGCGGUACAUGCCCGAACUCAUCAACUACGCCCUCAACGCCCUCGUGAAUCUUGCUCCCAAAGAGCUGUCGAGUGAUCUCCGGCCCUUCCCCUUGCGGUCACCCCAGCAGUCUCUGCGACUCGCCACUUCUAAGCCUAUCACGUCCCGCAAACUACAAUUCUGGGAUGUCACCGGACCGGGCUCUAAUUCGAAGGCUCAAGAAGAGCUCAAGCUGGCCCUGAUCACCACUCUUGUCCAGCUUCUCGACACCGCCUCCGAUCUGUGGGCCGACAAACCAUCCUUCACCGAGGUCUUCGAGCCCGUGCAAGACGUGCUCCGUCAUUUGAGCCGAACUGGUCUCGCUAAGGCGUCUUCCACCGCGCGUGACAACCUGCAACUCACUUUGGACAAGAUCGAGCGGCACCUCUCGGAGUCCCGCCUCGCUCGCCGUCCGCUCCUCCUCCACUACCACCGACCGCUGGCCAUCAAAACGGCGAUUCCCAAGUUCGAGGAGACCUUCAACCCGGACAAGCACUACGACCCCAACCGCGAGCGUGCAGAGCUCAGUCGUCUCAAGGCGGAGCACAAGCGCGAGCGCAAAGGCGCCAUCCGCGAGCUGCGCAAGGAUGCCAACUUCAUUGCGCGCGAGCAGCUGCGCGAGAAGAGGGAGCGCGACGCCGAGUACGAGCGCAAGUACAAGCGGCUUGUCGCGGACGUGCAGAACGAGGAGGGUCGCGAGGCCAACGCAUACGAGAAGGAGAAGAGAAUGCGUCAGGGCAAAUGGUAAUACUUUGGGUGCUGGGGAUGAGUCUGCGUUCACCCUUUUCAACGUCACAUUAUGCCAUUUUAUUCUUCAUUGGUGUACAUAUACACAUUCUAGUCAUAGGUUAUUGUUUGGUUAUGAU